Triticum aestivum (bread wheat) is the source of this 805-nucleotide messenger RNA. RefSeq lists its product as uncharacterized. The record is from RefSeq and is a predicted model, not a curated record. NCBI's taxonomy places the organism in Eukaryota, Viridiplantae, Streptophyta, Magnoliopsida, Poales, Poaceae. The transcript has 5 exons. The coding region runs from base 1 to 507 and encodes 168 amino acids.
AUGGUUUUUCAUUAUUCAACCCGCGGCCCUACAGUUUGGGGUAUUCAACCCGCGUUCCGACCACACACAGAGCACGGGCGCCUCCUCUCCUUCUCGCCCGAGGAAGUCCUCGCCGCCGCCAGCACCCACGCCGCCUGCUUCCGGCGAGCUCCGGUGCCGCGCAGCACGCCCCCGAGCUCCCCGCGGUCUGCGCCUCCCUCUCCUCCUUCCAGAUUCUCUGCUCCCGGCCUCUACCGCCCGCUUGCAACCCCACCCGGCCCCGUGGCUAGGGUUUCUGGCAGGGCUUCGCCGGCACGUCUCCGGCGGCCCCAGGCUGGGCUGCGCGAUUCUUCAGUGGCUGCUCAAUACAGUUGUGGUGAUCCGGGCGACGAGGAUAUUAGGGACAUCGGCCCGGCGGAGUAUGGUGCGUCAGCUAUGAAGCCAGAUCCGCAGGCACCAGGGACCAGGGUGGAUCAAGAGAGUUCUUGUGGAAGCGAAUCCGACAGAGCGAACCCUAUGCCUCAUUAGCAUGGGUACUCUUGAGAAGUCCAUAAUGGUUUUUGCAGAGGGCGCCGACAGAGGCAUACGACUUUUACAACCUGUAUUAGUGGGAAAAUGGGUUUAGUAUCAGGCAUGGGAAGAGCCGAUUGAAUCCUGCAAGCGGAGGACCAUGCAGGAGACUGUUUGUGGUUGCUCAGGGGAUGCUUUGCGUGAGAAUACAAGGUCGUGCCGCUAUGAGUGUCCUGCGAUAAUAAGGCUGCUACGGACAUUAGAUAAUGGGGGGGGGGGUACAUAACGGAGCACCGGGUAGAGCAUAACAAUGUUA